Molecule: messenger RNA, 447 nt
Organism: Striga asiatica
Lineage: Eukaryota; Viridiplantae; Streptophyta; Magnoliopsida; Lamiales; Orobanchaceae
Source: the annotation of a GenBank genome assembly
AUGACAAGCUCUGUGGCCGAACAGUUCGAAGUCGGCGGCGAGGACAGCUGGCGGCCGCCAGCCGCCAACGACACGUACGCCCGCUGGGCCGCCACCCUGAGAUUCCACGUCGGAGAUUCUCUUCAUUUCAAGUACAAAAACGACACGGUGGCAGUUGUCGACAAGUGGGGAUAUUACCACUGUAACUCGAGCCAUGCCGUGACAGUUUUCAAGAACGGGAACACGGUUAUCGAGCUUAAGCGGCCUGGCCCGGUUUAUUUCAUCAGUUCCGACCCAAAUCACUGCAAAAACGGGCAGCGGCUAAUGGUGGAAGUGAUGGCCCUGCACUCUGAUUAUCGAGAUGUAUCCCCUGCAACAUCUCCGUAUUCGGCAGCACGAUCUUUCUUUGUGGGCCCACAAGUUGUUUUCUGUUGUGUGGCUGUAAUUGCUGUCUCGAUUAGUAUGUAG